AACAUGAAAAUCCUCGUGGUUUUGGCCGUGUUUUUUCUCGUCUCCACUCAGCUGUUGGCAGAAGAAAUGGGUGCCAACGAUGAUCUAAAUUAUUGGUCUGACUGGUCGGACAGUAACCAGAUCAAGGAGGAGCUACCAGAACCCUUUGAGCAUCUUCUGCAGAGAAUCGCCCGGAGGCCCAAGCCUCAGCAGUUCUUCGGAUUAAUGGGCAAACGGGAUGCUGAUUCCUCAAUUGAAAAACAAGUGGCCCUGUUAAAAGCUCUUUAUGGACAUGGCCAGAUCUCUCACAAAAGGCAUAAAACAGAUUCCUUUGUUGGACUAAUGGGCAAAAGAGCUUUAAAUUCUGUGGCCUAUGAAAGGAGUGCAAUGCCGACUUAUGAAAGAAGACGUAAAUAA
Messenger RNA from Dipodomys ordii (Ord's kangaroo rat), 396 nucleotides. It is a transcript of the gene Tac1, whose product is annotated as tachykinin, precursor 1. Gene Ontology annotation, biological process: tachykinin receptor signaling pathway. NCBI's taxonomy places the organism in Eukaryota, Metazoa, Chordata, Mammalia, Rodentia, Heteromyidae. The record is from RefSeq and is a predicted model, not a curated record. Bases 4 to 396 code for a protein of 130 amino acids. The transcript has 6 exons.